Messenger RNA from Biomphalaria glabrata, 2425 nucleotides. Its product is annotated as tRNA-dihydrouridine(16/17) synthase [NAD(P)(+)]-like. Gene Ontology annotation, biological process: tRNA processing. Lineage: Eukaryota; Metazoa; Mollusca; Gastropoda; Planorbidae. The coding region runs from base 518 to 2104 and encodes 528 amino acids. Gene Ontology annotation, molecular function: flavin adenine dinucleotide binding; tRNA dihydrouridine synthase activity. The record is from RefSeq and is a predicted model, not a curated record. The transcript is spliced from 12 exons.
GAUAUUUAGGCUUGACUUGGUGGUCUAGUUAAUCUCUAGUAGACCAAGUCCAAGUACUAAGAAAUUAUAAGUCUACUAGUCACCUAGUCACCGUGGCCGAGUGUCUUAUGUCUAGUCUAUCUAUUAAAAAUAUAGUCUAGAUAUAGAUCUAUAUGAUAAAUAGAUAUAUUAUAUGAUCGGCAUGACGAGUACUCUAUUACUAGAGAAACUAUGACUAAAGACAAGUAGAAGUAGAGUACUGAAGUCGAAGUGUGUUAGUGUCUGAAGUAGCCGUAGGCGUAGGCAGUAGUAGUUACUAGUAGGACUCAUUAGCUCAGUAGGAGCAGUAGUCUGAGUUAGUGAGUAGUGCCAGGGCAGAGGCAGUAGCCGUAGCGACUACUACUAGUCUAGAAUCUAGAUCUACUCUACUACUAGAUCUACUUCUAGCGUAGAGUAGGGGGUUAGGCUGCUUAGUAGCUAUAAUUACUAAGUUAUAUUAACAUUCUGAAAACAACUCUAAUCUCUAUGUAAUGCUUUGAUGUUUAAUAAAAUCAGCCAAAUGUCGGAAACAAAUAAUGGAGAAAGUGAUGGCUUUAAAUUUUGGAGGGAGAUAUUAAGAUCAGCUAAAUAUGUCGCUGCACCUAUGGUUGAUCAAAGUGAGCUCGCUUGGCGAAUGCUGAGUCGGCACUACGGGGCUGAGCUCUGCUAUACACCAAUGUUUCAUGCAUCAGUAUUUAUAAGAGAUGCUUUAUACAGAAAAGAAUCACUCCAAACAUGUCCUGAGGAUCGACCACUUAUUGUACAGUUUUGUGCAAAUGAUCCAGAUACACUUUUGAAGGCUGCUCAACUUGCUGAACCAUUUUGUGAUGCUAUUGAUUUAAAUUUGGGAUGCCCACAAACAAUAGCUAAACGAGGACACUAUGGAGCUUUUCUACAGGAUGAGUGGGACUUGUUGGCGAAAAUGGUUAAGACGUGUCAUGAAAACCUAAAGGUUCCAAUCACAUGCAAAAUCAGAGUUUUUCCAUCUGUGGAUAAGACAGUUAAAUAUGCCAAAAUGUUAGAAGAUGCUGGUUGUCAGCUGUUAACAGUUCAUGGUAGAACAAGAGAGCAAAAAGGGCAAUUCACUGGCGUUGCUGAUUGGACAUAUAUUAAAGCUGUUAGAGAGGCUGUCAGAAUUCCUGUUUUUGCUAAUGGAAAUAUACAGUACCUAGCAGAUGUGCAUAGAUGUUUACAAGAAACAGGAGCUCAGGGUGUUAUGAGUGCAGAAGGGAAUUUGCACAACCCAGCAUUGUUCCAUGGUCUAAGUCCCUUUAUUUGGGACAUGAGUCAGGAGUACCUUGAUUUUGCAGAGAAAUAUCCAUGUCCUUUGUCAUAUAUAAGAGGCCAUGUUUUCAAAAUAUGUCACCAUGGGCUUUCUGUACACAGAGAAGUGAGAGAGGUGGUGGCUAAUGCCAAAUCUAUUCAAGAUUUUCGAGCAUGUAUGGAAAAGUUAAAGAUUUUAUGUAAAGUUGAUAUUGAAAAAUGUGCAACAGAUCCAGAGACAUUUACUUUCAAGUUGAAACUUCCAUUGCCUUACUGGAUUUGCCAACCUUAUGUACGCCCAGGUCCUGAAGAAGAGAAUGAUGUUGAACAUAAAGAAUUAAGAAAAAGAAUCAAUCUGAAACGCUCAGAGGACAUGCAGAAAGUCAGUGCCGAUGAACCAGGAUUGUCGAACAACAAAUUGAAGAAAAGAUUAAAAUGUCCUAAUAAAAAUUUUGAUCCAGGCCUGAAGAUGAAAUUUGAAACUUGCAGUCUUUGCCUGAAUCCCAAGGGCUUGAAAUGUGAAUAUGGACUUUGUAAGGGAUGUUGCAGAUCCAAAACUCAUUCUGAAUUUCUCAAUUGCAUAGGUCAUCACAUCAAGAAAAAAAGAACUGCAAGGCCUGUAGAUUUAGAUUCUAAAGCAGAUAGCAAUAUUUCACAUGAAGUUCACAGUGAUGUUUCAGAAGCAAGUUUGAUUGAAAAGGAUUUUAUAUCACAUGCUACUCACAAUGACAUGUUAGAUAAAUCACACUGCAAUCUUAAACCUUUGACUGUAAAUGGUCUUCAUAAAACUGAUCUCUGUGAUAUUUAUAUUGACAAUCAUUGAUAUUUAUUUCAGAAAUAGUUUAAAAUGCUAUAUUUGAAUAGGACUAUUUAAAGAAAUAGACAUUUUUAUUGUAAUAACAUACUCAUGGAAAUUAAUAUACAUUUUUUUUGUAUGUUACUGUAAGCAUUUUAAUGAAAUUGUUUUAAUACAGCUUUACAAGCUUAGAUUUAUUUUUUUUGUUAAGAAUGAAAUAGGUUCUAAUUUUUUCAAACCAAUAAAAUAUUUACAAACCAGAUACUUUUCAAUUUAUGAUAUAGUAUAUUGUUUUUUAAAGUGACUAAUGUACCAUAGAUUUUAUUAAAAUUUAAAAAAAAAAAUGAA